UCGCCUCUGGGUCCCGGAGCAAAGCUCAAGAGGCCAGGGGAGUCUCAAAGUUUGUCUGGAGCAGUAGUAGGGAGUGGGCUUGUCGCGCGAGGGCUUUCUUGAGAUGAGAGCUACCUUCUUGCCUUCUUUUUGGAUGCACAGCCCGAUUUAACCCCUGCACCUCCUGCUCGAGGCCAGCAGGCUUGUCCUCCCCGGGAAUUCACAGAUCUCCGAGGACACGGGUCACGGAGCCCUCGGCAGGAUCCUCCGGGGUCCCGGCGCUAGUGCAUAAGUUCCACGCGCGCACACCCAAGCAUACGCGGAGAGAGGCGUCUUACCGGCCCGCGGCGGCUCGGCGUGGUCCCCUCCUGUCUCAGCAUCCUCGGGCCCGUGCGGCGCCCACCGCCAUGGAGGUGCUGGAGAGCGGGGAUCAGAGCGUCCUGCAGUGGGACCGCAAGCUGAGCGAGCUGUCAGAGCCCGGAGACACAGAGGCCCUCAUGUACCACACGCACUUCUCAGAACUCCUGGAUGAGUUUUCCCAGAACGUCUUGGGUCAGCUCCUAAAUGACCCUUUCCUCUCAGAGAAGAGUGUGUCGAUGGAGGUGGAGCCAUCGCCAACAUCGCCAGCGCCUCUCAUUCAGGCUGAACACAGCUACUCCCUGAGCGAGGAGCCCCGGGCUCAGUCCCCGUUUACCCAAGUGCCUACCAGCGAAGGCUUCAAUGAAGAGGAGGUGGAAAAUGAGAAAUGGUACCUGUCUACAGACUUCCCUUCAGCCACCAUCAAGACAGAGCCAAUCACCGAGGAGCAGCCCCCAGGACUUGUGCCCUCGGUCACUCUGACCAUCACAGCCAUUUCCAGUCCUUUUGAAAAAGAAGAGUCCCCUUUGGAUAUAAAUGCUGGGGUGGACUCCUCGUGCCAGACACUUAUUCCUAAGAUUAAGUUGGAGCCUCAUGAAGUGGAUCAGUUCUUAAACUUUUCCCCUAAAGAAGCCUCUGUGGAUCAACUGCACUUACCACCAACACCACCCAGUAGUCACAGCAGUGACUCGGAGGGCAGCCUGAGCCCCAACCCACGCCUGCAUCCCUUCAGCCUGUCUCAGGCCCACAGCCCCGCCAGAGCCAUGGCCAGGGGCCCCUCUGCCUUGUCUGCAUCUCCUCUCCUCACGGCUCCACAUAAGCUCCAGGGAUCUGGCCCGCUGGUCCUGACCGAGGAGGAGAAAAGGACCUUGAUUGCUGAGGGCUAUCCUAUUCCUACCAAACUGCCCCUGACCAAAUCUGAGGAGAAGGCCCUGAAGAAAAUCCGGAGAAAAAUCAAGAAUAAGAUUUCUGCCCAAGAAAGCAGGAGGAAGAAGAAAGAAUACAUGGACAGCCUGGAGAAAAAAGUGGAGUCUUGCUCAACUGAGAACUUGGAGCUUCGGAAGAAGGUGGAGGUGCUGGAGAAUACCAAUAGGACUCUCCUUCAGCAACUUCAGAAACUUCAGACUCUCGUGAUGGGGAAGGUUUCUCGAACCUGCAAGUUAGCCGGCACACAGACUGGCACCUGCCUCAUGGUCGUCGUGCUGUGCUUUGCUGUUGCAUUUGGCAGCUUCUUUCAAGGCUACGGGCCUUAUCCUUCUGCCACCAAGAUGGCUCUGCCCAGCCAGCAUCGCCUGUCAGAGCCGUACACAGCCUCCGUGGUGAGAUCCAGGAACCUGCUAAUCUACGAGGAACAUUCUCCCCUGGAGGAGUCUGGCCCGGCCUCAGCGGGGGAGCUUGGGGGCUGGGACAGAGGCUCCUCUCUGCUCAGGGCAUCCUCGUCAUCAUCGGGCCUUGAGGCCCUGCCGGAGGUGGAUCUUCCACAUUUUACUAUCUCCAAUGAGACCAGCUUGGAGAAGGCCAUGCUGUUGGAGCUUCAGCAGCACCUGGUCGGCGGCCAACUGGAAGGGAAUGAAACGCUCAAAGUCGUAGAGCUUGAGAGAAGAAUGAACGCCACCUUCUAAGGAGCCGCCCCACCCCCACCCGCC
Acomys russatus (golden spiny mouse) is the source of this 1982-nucleotide messenger RNA. RefSeq names its product cAMP responsive element binding protein 3 like 2 (gene Creb3l2). The record is from RefSeq and is a predicted model, not a curated record. Bases 387 to 1958 code for a protein of 523 amino acids. Gene Ontology annotation, molecular function: cAMP response element binding; DNA-binding transcription factor activity, RNA polymerase II-specific. The transcript has 12 exons. NCBI's taxonomy places the organism in Eukaryota, Metazoa, Chordata, Mammalia, Rodentia, Muridae. Gene Ontology annotation, biological process: regulation of transcription by RNA polymerase II.